This is a messenger RNA of Parnassius mnemosyne (clouded apollo), 2433 nucleotides long. NCBI's taxonomy places the organism in Eukaryota, Metazoa, Arthropoda, Insecta, Lepidoptera, Papilionidae. The record is from the annotation of a GenBank genome assembly.
AUGAGCAAAACGAAUCCUUUAGCUGGUUUAAUUGGUAAUUAUGGUGAUUCUGAUGAGGAUUCAGAUGAUGCGGUAAUGCGCUCUAGCUCAACACAUAGUGUCUCAGAUAAGAAAACUCAUAAAGUUCCAGCUGCUACAGGACUGGACCAGACUUCUAACAUUGCCGGUAUUCAUCCGGCUCCCAUAGCACAUUGUCCCUGGUCGGCCUGUUAUGAUGAAAGCAGUGGCUUCACUUAUUACUGGAAUCAAAAAACAAAUGCUGUUACAUGGGAGGCACCUCCAGAAUAUUUGUUAGCUCUUAAGAUAGCUCAACAGCAUUUGAAUACUUCAGGUUCAACAGAAGUAUCAGCUGAGGAAUGGCAGUUGUACCAGCAGGCACUAGCAGAAAAACAGAAUUCACAGAACAAAGUGAUAGCCAAAGCGGCAAUUGCCAAGUCUUCUAAAAAACCUGACAAACCUAGUGUUUUAGUGAAAGAUAAAAAGUCUAAGGGUAAAAAAAAGAGGCCUGUGAGUGAUGAUGACGAAGAAAAAAUUGAGUUAAUUACCUCCUACCACAACUCAGACUCUGAAUCGAACGACGAAGCAGAGACUCCUGUUACGGUCCAACCUCAACCGAAAGUAACAAAAGCUCCUGCGAAAGUUCUAAAGAAUCCACACAAAAAAUUGAAAACUAAACCACAAGUGGUUGAGUAUGGCCCAACUAUGCCUCCGAACAUGAACUACACGGUGCCAAUUGGACCUGAGCUUCCACCGAAUAUGAAAAAUGAAACGGUUCCUAAGUCGCCAGAGAAAAAAAAGAUGGAUACAGUAGUAGUAGUAGAAAAAGAGGAAAAGAAACCAUCAUUGUCUAACGAUAAUGAAGAUAGCCAGGAUGAAAAUAUAUUACUUAAAAAAUUGAAGGACAAAGCUAGACUAUUAGAAAAACUUGGUGGCGAACUACCCUCAGAAUUACAACAAAUGAUCAACGAUGAAACAACAUCAAUAACAGCCUCACCUAAAUCAACAGAUACAAACAAAGCCACAAACCUGGACAUAGAUGAUUUGUUACAAGAAAUAGAAGAGAAAGAGUUUCCCAAAGUUAAAUCUAAAACAAACACUGAUAGUAAAGAUUCAAAAUCAGACAUAGUUAGUGCAAGUAACUCCCCAAGAAGUGAUGGUAGUAGAACACCUCCGUUAGAAGAACUGAAAUCUCUGUUUCCGAGUAGUAAAAACAUUGCUGUACUAGCUACACCCGCAUUGUUCCCCAGUGCGGUGAAUGUUGAAGAACCUUCCGAUGUGAAACCGGAAAGUCCGCAACCGAAAGUACCAGAAAAAAAGGAAAAUAUGUAUUUAAUGGAUGCAAAUGAACCUAUAGAAAACGUGAACAGAAAGAAGCUGAGGAUUUCCAAUUCGGUGCUGCCAGAAAGGAAGACUGUUGAGAACAAGACUACACCUGCGUACACAACAAAAUAUUCCCAGUUUAUUGAAGGUUUCUCUACGGAGAGGACUGGCUUAGGUUUCAGUAAAGAAGAAAAUGGUAGUGAUAGUCCAAAGAACACCAUAAGUUAUGGCAAUGGGUUAACAUUCACUAAAGGGGAGACAUUAAAUGAGGAGAAGGCAGAUGACGAAUUGAGUGAUAUGACAGACCUGAUUGAAGCCAAGUUAAAGUAUUUAAAUGAGUUGCAAGCAAGUGCAGUGACACCGGUUCAAGAGAUGUUUAUACAGUUGCAGACGUUGAUAUCCGCGUCUAACUCUGGCGCGCUGCGCGCCGGCUACCUGUCGGCGUGGGCGCGGGGCGCCGGCGCCGCGCUGGCGCGCCACGAGGCGGCCGCCGCGCCGGCCGGCUGGAGCUGCGCCUUCCUGAGGUCGGAGGGGCGCUACCGGUACCGGCGGGAGGCUGACGGGCUGGAGCAGUGGGAGUACCCGGCGAGAGAUGACACCGACAUGGACAUCUCCACUACACCUCCUCACCCCGGCAUCGAACCCAAGGAGGAGCUUCCGAGCCCGCAGUUGGUGCAACAAGCACCGCUGCUGCCUCCCGCUGCCGCGAGGUCGCUCUCCCCCUCCCCCUGCGGCUCGCCCGCGGCCCCCCCUCCCGGCGAGCGCGGCGCCACGCCGCCGCCGCCCGCGUGGCCCGAGCCGCCGCCGCCGGGCUGCGACGAGCCGCCACCGCUGCCACCGGAACCGAAAAAAGAGAUCGGCGACGAGCUGAUGUCCUUCUACAGCGACAUCGCGGAGCUUGAGAAACAGUCCGGUCCAAACACAGCGUCCAAUUCCCCAGAGCCGCCGCCGCCGCCGGAAAUUAAGGACUACAGGGCGAAAGACAAAGAUGCUAAGACUAGUAAGAAGAAAUCAAAGGUAAAGAUAUCUGCAUCGAUGGGACUGAAACACAAAUCCGUAUCCACCUUAGUUGCGAAAUGGCAACAGGUCGCCGAAGAGAUCACUUCCGAUUGA